Messenger RNA from Oryzias latipes (Japanese medaka), 2020 nucleotides. RefSeq names its product phospholipid phosphatase 1a (gene plpp1a). NCBI's taxonomy places the organism in Eukaryota, Metazoa, Chordata, Actinopteri, Beloniformes, Adrianichthyidae. Gene Ontology annotation, biological process: signal transduction; phospholipid metabolic process; phospholipid dephosphorylation. Gene Ontology annotation, molecular function: phosphatidate phosphatase activity. Gene Ontology annotation, cellular component: plasma membrane. The record is from RefSeq and is a predicted model, not a curated record.
UCGGCUCAUAUGUCCACGGCCAGUGCUUCAGCUCAGAGCAGGUGCCGUCCCUCCGUGACAUCAUCGUUUGUUGUUCUUUUAUAAAGAGCUCGGCAGCCGCCACUUUUACCAUGAGCGCCGCAGCGGCACACAGGCUCUCACCAACGCCGAGCAGACUCUACCACAGCCGGGGCGAGACAUUUUUGUGAGCGUAGUGCAGUUGGCCGCGUGCGGCCCAUUUUAGUCGUUUUAUUUUUUUUUAUUCUUCGCCGUUUCGCCACAUUGAAUGUGACUCACUUGGAAGUAGCAGCUUCCCCCGCCUCACCCUGACCCUGAGCUUUAUUGCAGCAGAGGAACCAACACCGACGAGCCAACAUGUUUGAGGCGAGAGGAAUCCCUUUUGUGCUGCUCGACGUAGUCUGCCUCGUUCUCGUUGGACUCCCGUUUGCGAUUCUCAAUUUGAGGCACAAGCCUUUUCGCCGGGGCUUUUACUGUAAUGAUGAUACUAUCAAGUACCCGUUUAAAGAGGACACCAUUUCCUAUCAGUUAUUAGGAGCCGUUAUGAUUCCCGUCACAAUACUCAUUAUGAUCAUUGGCGAGUGCCUUCUGGUUUACCUGAACCGCCUCCACUCAAAGUCCUGCUUCGGCAGCUAUGUUGCCCGCGUUUACAAAGCCGUCGGCACUUUCCUCUUUGGUGCCGCCAUGAGUCAGUCUCUGACAGACAUCGCCAAAUAUUCCAUCGGACGGCUGAGGCCUCACUUCCUGGAUGUGUGCAAACCUGACUGGACACGGAUCAACUGCUCCCUGGGGGUUUAUAUUGAAAACUUCACCUGCACCGGAGACGCCAAAAUGGUCAACGAGGGGAGGUUGUCCUUCUACUCGGGACACUCCUCCUUCUCCAUGUACUGCAUGCUGUUUCUGGCUCUUUAUCUGCAGGCUCGGCUCCAGGUUCAGUGGGCGCGGCUGCUCAGACCAACCCUGCAAUUCUUCCUCAUCGCUGCUUCCGUGUACACGGGACUCUCGAGGGUGUCCGAUUACAAACACCACUGGAGCGACGUGCUGACCGGACUCCUGCAGGGGGCGCUGAUGGCUCUGCUGGUGGUCUUCUUCGUCUCAGACUUCUUCAAAGUGCGUCCAGACUCCCGUAAGGAGGCGGAGAUCCCUCACAGCACUCUGCAGGAAACGCCCACCAGCGGAAACCACUUUGAGAGUCCCAACUAAGCUAAAGGAGCAGCGGAGAGCUCUGCUAUGGAGUCCAAGCUCUCUAGCCUGUCAUCUCGCCCUGUCACCCAAAACUCUGCAUGGACUUUCCAUUCCACCCAUCAGACUCCAACAUAAGCUACAGUGAAGGAACUCCAGAAACCAUAAAUGGCCUGCUAAGAUUUCUGCUGAUCUGCCCUCUCCUCCACCACUCUCCCACAGAGAGAACAGCACUGAAGCGACUGACACUCACUGAAGUUAGAGGAAGAGGAGAACCAUUGCAUGAUCUGCAGAGGCAGAGUGGGCUUGGCUUUCUUGCAUCCGCACACUAAAGGGUUUGACCACUACUGGCUGAGAGGACAGUUAGAAACCUGUGAAUGUAACCCUGUUUCCCCCUUAAAGGAGUCAGUGCGCUCAAGGAUCUGAUCUGGGGUCAGCUUGGAGCCUCCAGAAGAGUCUAGAAACGCUCGCUCCUCUGACCUCCUCACAAAGAGGGCUAAAGGCAGGAACGUUCUCGCUGGAGGUUAAAAGCUGAUCCCAGAUCAUAGGGCGGGACAUGCACAUCUGGAAGCACCGUCUCCAGGGCCACUGCUGUUCUACCUCCAGCUGUUUUACCUGCUGAUGUGGUCAGACAGCUGUAGAGCAGAAUGUCGGUUAGAGUCUCAUAAUGCCUUUUGCUGGACUGCUGUGGCUGCUAUUAAAGCUCCUUGUGUAUCAAAUGCAGACAGACAUGCUUUUGUAUCAUCUGUAUGCAAAACAUCAUACAGACAUUUAUUGAAAAAAACAUGUUACAAAUGUCUAAACUAAGGAAAAAUAAAGCCAUAUUACUUAUUAUUGUGAA